Messenger RNA from Trichobilharzia regenti, 3492 nucleotides. The record is from the annotation of a GenBank genome assembly. NCBI's taxonomy places the organism in Eukaryota, Metazoa, Platyhelminthes, Trematoda, Strigeidida, Schistosomatidae.
CCAAUAUCACAGUCUUCCUCGAUUGUCUAGGCUCUCAGAAAUACAAGAAUCAAGAAAAGAUUUAAAAAACCAGUGUUUAAAAUGAUCCUUCAGAGACUCAAAGCUGGUCAGCGAAUGUUGCAUGUUAUCACUGUUACCACUUAUAUUAUUACUAUUAUUAUUGAGAAACUGACUGAAACAAACGUGUUAAUACACACUGGCCAAUAGGAAUGCAUGAAUAUUUAUAAAUAUUACGACGAGAUACUGGCAAUGCGAUUUUUUCGGUCAAUACGUAAAAAUUUGGCUAUAUUUUGAGGUGAUGAAUGAAAUUUCAGAUAUUUGUUUGUUCGCACCAAUUUUACAAAUCCCAAACUAGCACGUAUUUAAGUGCGAGGUUAUCAGUCUUCGCUAAUUCAGUUUUCACAAGACUAAAACUUUACAAAAUGUGGGUCGAGGGUAAUGAAACUCCAAGUCUUGGCUCAGUACCAGUUACUGAAGGAAAGUUUGAAGAUAUGCCUAAGAAUGCCCAACGCUUUGUUGCUAAAUGGGUGGGAAUUUGCAAACCAACAAGCGUGUACAUAUGUGAUGGUAGUGAAAAACAAAAAAAUGAACUCAUUGAAAAAUUGCUAAAGAAUGGUUCAAUGCAUAGAUUGCCUCCAUAUGAAAAUAAUUUUAUCACAUGUACAGAUCCUAAAGAUGUUGCUCGUGUUGAAUCUAAAACAUGGAUUUGUUCAGAACAUCAAAAAGAUACAGUACCUGAUGUUGCACCGGGUGUUAAAGGUGUUCUUGGCCAGUGGAUAUCACCGGAAAAUUUAAAUGUAGAAAUUAAAGAUCGUUAUCCAGGCUGUAUGGAAGGUCAAGUCAUGUAUGUAAUACCAUUUAGUAUGGGUCCUGUUGGUUCACCAUUGAGUAAAGUUGGUAUUGAGAUAACUGAUAGUAUAUAUGUUGUUCUGUGUAUGACUAUUAUGACACGUAUGUGUCCAGAAGUAUGGAAAGUUAUUGAGUCUAGCAAAGAAUUUGUCCGAUGUGUACACAGUGUUGGAUGUCCCGCUUCAUCUACCCAUAAAAUUGUCAAUAAUUGGCCGUGUAAUCCAGAGAAAACGCUUAUUUCACAUGUACCAAAAGAACGUCUUAUCAUGUCCUAUGGUAGUGGAUAUGGCGGGAAUUCUCUUCUGGGUAAAAAAUGUUUUGCUCUACGUAUUGCUGGUUGUAUUGCACACGAUGAAGGCUGGUUAGCUGAACACAUGUUAAUUAUGUCUGUGACUAAUCCAAAGGGUGAAGAAAAGUUUAUUGCUGCUGCUUUCCCCAGCGCUUGUGGUAAAACAAAUAUGGCUAUGCUUGAACCAGCAUUACCUGGCUGGAAAGUUCAGUGUGUUGGUGAUGAUAUCGCUUGGAUGCGAUUUGAUGAAAAUGUAAGCAGAACUUUAAUUAAUUGUUUUAAACAAUUUAUUUUUUGAAAAAGGGAUUUCAUUAAGCUACCUUAGAAUAACUUUGGUUGGAGUAGAAUUCCACGAAUUAAUAAAAUGACUAAGCAGUAGAUCAGGUUUCUUCCUCUUCUUCUCAGAGGGAUCCAACUCUGAAAAGUCGUGUAUUGACCAUUCUAUACUGGUUACCUUUAAUUUAGAUGUUUGUUGGAAACGAGACCUGAUGGUUCUUCUCAAAGAUUAGUCAACAGAAAACCAACAUGGAUUGAUGUGAUCAGUGAUUUAUGAAGCCCUACAGUUGAAGAACUUUCAAUAUCAUGAAAUCAACAGUAACAUAAAUAAGUUCUUACAUUAUUGUUCCAAGAAUGGCUUUGAAAUUGUGGCAAAGAACUGUUUAUUAGAUGCAUUAAGGCAAACUAUAGUAAAUGAUAGUUAAAAAAAUACUGAGGUGAAUAUUAAUAUAUCUCAUUUUGCGCUGGGAAAAGCACGAAUCAACUGUCAUGGAGAUGAGAUAAUCAGUGCGGAAUAAUGAAAUAUCUAUGAUACGAAGAUUUGUUUUCAUCAACGCAGGAUAAAUGGAGCUAGGUAAUAAUAAUUCUAAGAGAACUAAACAUAUAUAAGGUAUGCACAAUGAUUAAUAAAGUGAAAUGUUCACUUUCUGACGAAUAAUGGAACACAAAUUGACAUUUUUAAAUAUUUCCUCAUCAGAAAGCAUUACUCCGUUAAUCUCAAAGUUGAGAAUGGUUGACAGCUAUGCCAAGUGGUAGAAUCACCGAAAAUGCUCAUUGAAUCAUGAAGAAACUACAAAGACGAUUCACAGAGGAAAAUUUUCUUUAUCUUCGAAAUCAUCUUCAGAGACAGGCUGCGCAGUCGUAUUUACUCCAUUAUUGAGUGUAGCGGGUGACAAAAUGGCUAUAAUUACUCAGAAAUGGCUUCAAAAGCAAAAAUAAAAGUUGUAAAUCACAUGUAAAGCACAACGGCACAAAGAAGGAAAGCGUUAGGAAUUUGUUGAGGUUAAAAUUGUUAUUUAAUGAGAAGAAAGGCAGUUGAAAGUCCAUUUAACAAGUGUGAAGAGGCCGAGUAAAUGACCAAAAGGAAAAUGUGAGAGUCAUUACUGUGAAUUAAUUAUUAAAGUAAAAGCAAAGUAAUUAUUAAAGAUAGAAAUUUAAACAAAUUUACAGGGAACGACUAAUGAAGAGGUUACAACCAUAGUAGGAUAAAAGACUGGACAAACCUUUUCUGUAUACAGAGUUCGGGAUUUUAUUGAUGAACUGUCAACGCCUCCGCCAUACAUAAAUUCUGAAACCUGAAAUCCUUUAUAUUAUUUGGCUUCACCUUGUAGAUGAUCUUGAAAGAUAACUCUGGUGAAACUGCUUGGCUUGAUUUCACCAAGUGCUCAAGAAUUAAGCUAGCAACUGUCUUGCUUUGUCCGUUUGCUAACCCACUAUGCCGGAUAAUGUUCAGAGAUGCGUUUGGAAAGUGUGCGGUUUAUGUGGCCAACUUAACUGGCUCCACAGGAGCAAAUGAAUUUACAAGCGCUCACUGAAGUGGCCCAAAAUGACAAUUUAUCCUCCAUAUAUCCAUUGAUCAUUUAUUGGCUGUAAAAUUUGAUCCGUAGUUCAGCUGCAAAUAAGGCUUUUCUCAAUGGUCUGAAUAAGUUGUCCUUCAAAAUGUUAUCUUCGGCAACGUUUGGGUUCUUUCAGGUUUUUGUCUUACUGUCAUUUUUUCUCGAUAUAUUUUGAAGGAUAUUCAGUUUACUUGAGGACUUGUCUGAGGCUCCCAAGUUCACCAUCAAUCGUAUCAUUGGCGCAGAUUCACUAACAAUUUUAACCCCAUCAAAUUUCCAACGCUUUCUAUCUUUGUACCACUGAGUAUUGCACAAUUUUACUUUCGAAACCACUUUUGAGUAAUUAAAUCAGUUAUGUCACCUCCUAUUACUUAAUAAUGGACUAUUAGACGUCUUUUGGUAUCUUUAAAUAGGAUUUUGCAGCCUCUGAAGAUGAUUUUGUCGACAAAGAAAAUUUUCUUCUCUGAAUUGUCUUUGUAUUUUUUUCAAACUGAUUGAAGUUAAGAUACAAUUGGUGGAUGG